AUAUUUUCACAACAAAAACAGACAAAAUUGAUUUUUUGUUGCGAUAAUUAUUUUUGUUUAGGGUUUUUGAUUCUCCCGCCCCGUCAUUACGUUACACAACCUCACUUUUUGCAUGUGGACAAGUUUGAAGUCUUGUGAAAGCAUGUCUCAUAUAAGAUUUAACGAAAAUGAAAGUGACUACAACCCUACAGAUUCUGACGAGGAUUAUACCGAAAACGAGAAAAUCCUUCUGAAGAAAGUGCGAAACAAACAAUCUAAAGACUCAGACAGUGAGGGGGAAGUGUUUGGGGUGGGUUCUGGCACUGACGAUGACGAUGACCAAAGUGAUAUUGCACUGAGUGACGUUGAGGAGCAAGAGGACCAAGACGAUUUGCCUGAUAUUAGGGCCUGGGGCAAAGACAAGAGGAAGUUUUAUUCAACAGACUACGUAGACCCUGACUAUGGGGGCUUCCAAGGUAAGGAUGCCCACUUGGCCGAAUUGGAGGAAGAGGAAGCAAGGAAUUUACAAAAACAGUUGGCUGAACAGCUAGACGAUGAUGAUUUUUGCUUGGAUGUGCCCACCAAAAAGGUCAUUGAGGACGAUAAACAAGUGUCGGAAGAAUUGAUCAAAAGCGACAUUUCCAAAUUAAGUAAAAGGCAAAAAUUACAAAUACUGCAAAAGGAAUCGCCAGAAUUCUUCGGACUGGUUGAAGAUUUUGAAGAAAAAAUGGUUGUCGCUCGAGACUUCCUCAAACCAGUUUUGGUUAAAUUUAAAAAGGGGCAAAUCCCCAACUGUUCAGCAAUGGAGUUUGUGGUGACUCACCACGAAUUAAUUUUAAAUUAUUGCGUUAACAUCAACAUGUAUUUACUGUUGAAAGCCUCAAGAGUUAACGUGCAAAACCACCCAAUCAUAAAACGUUUGUACCAAUACAGACAACUGUUAUCACAAAUGACGCCAGUUUUCGAAGAGGUGAUUAAGCCCCAAAUUGAGUUACUCUUGAAUGAAGAAGAAAAAGAAGUUCCGAAAAAAACAUUAAAGGUGUUGAGCACAUUGGUUAACAAAACGGAAAAGAAAGACAAGAAACCAGCAGGGAAAAAAGUCCAAUUUAAACCAGAAGUGGACGAAAAAGAAGCAACAGAUAAUGAACAGCAAAUGCAAGACGAAGAGGCAAAUGUUCCCGAGAAUGAUCCUGGCAAGAGGGCUAUAACUUACCAGAUUGCCAAAAAUAAGGGUCUCACGCCGCACAGAAAGAAGGAACAAAGAAAUCCAAGAGUGAAGCAUAGGAACAAGUUUAGAAAAGCAAAAAUACGAAGGAGAGGAGCUGUUCGUGAGCCGCGAACCGAAAUGACGAGAUAUGGUGGGGAGCUUUCCGGGAUUAAAGCAAGUGUUUCCAAGAGCAUUAAAAUUAAGACUUAAUAAAAACGCAUAUGAAACAACAA
This is a messenger RNA of Tribolium castaneum (red flour beetle), 1419 nucleotides long. It is a transcript of the gene Sas10, whose product is annotated as Something about silencing 10. Bases 113 to 1396 code for a protein of 427 amino acids. NCBI's taxonomy places the organism in Eukaryota, Metazoa, Arthropoda, Insecta, Coleoptera, Tenebrionidae. Gene Ontology annotation, cellular component: small-subunit processome; nucleolus. The record is from RefSeq and is a predicted model, not a curated record. The transcript is spliced from 6 exons. Gene Ontology annotation, biological process: maturation of SSU-rRNA from tricistronic rRNA transcript (SSU-rRNA, 5.8S rRNA, LSU-rRNA).